GAUCGAUUUUUAGAUCGAGUGGAAAAUUGUGGAUGCAUCGGUGUUUUUCGCACAUCCUUAUCUCUGGUUGCAUUUAUACUUUCCGAACGCUUUCUAAAAGAUGCCAAAAAUUUUUUUCUGUGCCGUAUUACAUUUGUUGGCGAAUUUGAGGAAAUUUGUGCAAAUUAAGAAUAAAUAAGAGAAUAAUUUAUAAAUAUUUACUUGCUGAUUUGAGAAAACAUAUAAAUACCACGGAUAGUGCAGAUAAUUGAUUUGAAGAAAUGCCCCAACGCCGGAUCGGGAAUCGUCGAGAAAAUGGUAGAGGGGGUGGUGGAGGAGGUAAUAUGCGUGAUGGUGGGCGUGGCAGAGGCGGAGCUGGUAGAGGACGCGACGAUGGUGUACGUUCUGGACGUGUAGAGAAGCGCUAUGAUGAUCGGGGCCGUCGGGGUGGGGGUGGAGGAGGUGGUGGUGGUAGUGGUAGCAACAACGAUUUUGCCGGACUACGCAGCGUAAACUGGUCAGACCUACGCCUGCCUCCCUUCCAGAAAAACUUUUAUCAGGAGCAUCCAAAAACGCGCAAUCGCCCACCACACGAAGUAGAAAGAUACCGCACAGCGCACCAAAUAACCCUUCGUGGCCCAGCACCCAAUCCCAUACAAUACUUCGACGAAGCUUGCUUCCCCGACUAUUGUCUCAACGAAAUAAGACGUCAGCGUUAUACGGAACCAACGCCUAUACAGGCACAAGCAUGGCCAAUCGCAAUGAGCGGAUGCAAUCUCGUCGGUAUCGCUAAAACGGGCUCUGGAAAAACACUGGCUUUUACUCUCCCCGCUAUAGUACACAUAAACAAUCAACCCCCGUUGCAACGCGGUGAUGGUCCUAUUGCAUUAGUCUUGGCGCCAACGCGAGAAUUAGCACAACAAAUACAAACAGUGGCAAAUGAUUUUGGGUCUAGUGUUUACGUCCGAAAUACAUGCAUAUUUGGUGGGGCACCUAAAGGCAAACAAGCAAGUGACCUCGAGCGUGGUGUCGAAAUUGUGAUUGCAACUCCCGGACGAUUGUUGGACUUUUUAGCAACGGGUGUUACAAAUCUGCGGCGCUGUACAUACUUAGUGUUGGAUGAAGCCGACCGCAUGCUGGAUAUGGGAUUUGAACCACAAAUACGGAAAAUACUCGGACAAAUAAGACCGGAUAGACAAAUAUUGAUGUGGAGUGCCACAUGGCCAAAAGAAGUGAGGCAGCUUGCUGAAGAUUUUCUUGGAUCAUAUGUACAGGUAAACAUCGGUUCAUUGGAGCUAUCCGCUAAUCACAAUAUACGCCAAUAUGUUGACGUUUGCAACGAACACGACAAGGGCACAAAAUUAAAAGAUCUACUUUCUCAUAUCUAUGAUCAAUCUCAUGCUCCUGGAAAAAUCAUUAUAUUUGUAGCCACAAAAAAGAAAGUUGACGAAUUGUCCAGAUUUAUAAAUGGGUUUGGGGUGCGGGUAGGCUCAAUACAUGGCGAUAAAUCACAAGUUGAUCGUGACAAUGUGUUGACCGAGUUCCGCAGCGGUCGCUCGAAUAUUCUUGUCGCAACAGACGUGGCUGCACGUGGUUUGGAUGUGGAUGGUAUCAAGUAUGUGAUUAAUUUUGAUUUUCCACAGUCGUCCGAGGAUUAUAUACAUCGAAUCGGUCGUACUGGGCGGAAACAUACCUCAGGAACAUCGUAUGCAUUUUUCACACGUAAGAACGCCAAGUGUGCACGUGCUUUGAUAGACAUACUGCGCGAAGCCAACCAAAAUGUAAAUCCAGAAUUAGAAUACAUGGCGCGCAGUGCCGGCACUGGUGGUGGUCGCAGUCGUGGGGGCCGAGGAAGUGGCGGUGGCGGCGGUGGUAGCAGCAUGGGACCUAAUAGACGUGGUGGUGGUGGUGGGGGAGGUCGCGCUUUUCAUUCGGGUGGUAUGGGAGGAAAUUCAGGUCCUGGAUAUGGUAACGGUUAUCGUGGUAAUGCUCUGAUGGGAGGCAACAGCGGUGGCGGUGGUGGAUAUGGCAGUAGUAGUGGCGUUGGUGGCGGUUUCCCGAACGGUGGCCUGUCUUCUGGUGGCUCUAGAUCGCGGAACUACAACUCUCGACACUAAAACACACACUCAUCGCGAAAUUUUGUGUAAGCAUGGAGAAACUUGCCAACAGCAAGAUUUGGUUUUACAUAAAGAAAUAAUAUGUAUGAAAAGAAUUCCCUUUAAGUUCGUUCGCAACGUUUCAUAAGUCAAACAAUCAGAAAUUGACGUUGGAGCAAUGCAACACUUCUUUUGAGACACGGUGAUCAAAUCAAGAAAAAGAAGAAAGCAUGCAUAUUCAUAUGUAUGUAUGUGUUAGGCUGGGUCUUCAUACUUGAAUUGUAAACACUCGCUUUUAGCAUAAUCUUCUGCAAAUAUCAUUCUCAUAGAAAACACCUGGCAUUUACGUCAAAGGGCUAGGUAAACGGAAGAUACAGCUUUAUAUACAAAAGAGGUUAUGAAAAUUUAGAUGUGUACAUUUUCGUUUAACAUACAUACAUACUUAUUAAACAUUUAUGGAAUAAAUGAAUGAAUGGAAUUAAAACUAUAUCAGAAGGUUACUAAAAUAGAAGAUUGAAUAAAGUUUUAAUAUCUUUAUUUCAAA
Messenger RNA from Rhagoletis pomonella (apple maggot), 2619 nucleotides. Its product is annotated as ATP-dependent RNA helicase p62-like. The transcript has 4 exons. Gene Ontology annotation, molecular function: RNA helicase activity; ATP binding; RNA binding. Gene Ontology annotation, cellular component: ribonucleoprotein complex; cytoplasm; nucleus. The record is from RefSeq and is a predicted model, not a curated record. Bases 261 to 2096 code for a protein of 611 amino acids. Lineage: Eukaryota; Metazoa; Arthropoda; Insecta; Diptera; Tephritidae.